Molecule: messenger RNA, 1702 nt
Organism: Amborella trichopoda
Lineage: Eukaryota; Viridiplantae; Streptophyta; Magnoliopsida; Amborellales; Amborellaceae
Product: PHAF1 protein At3g51130
Source: RefSeq, a predicted model, not a curated record
UUACAGCUGCCCGUGUUGGUUGCAGCUGCCCGUGUGUGUGGGAGCUUUUUCCAUACCAGUUGAGGCGUUGUAAAUGUGACUCUGAGCUUCGGCUGCGAGUUUUCCUUUUAUACGACUCAACGAAAGAGAGACGUUUGAGAGAGAGAGAGAGAGAGAGAGAGGGGGAGAGAGAGAAGGUGGGGACCCGUUUCGUAUCGAAGAGGUUAGAGAAAGGCAAAGACCUGUUUACCUUUUUGUAUUUAACGGAAUUGAUAUCGCUCUUGAAAGCGUAGAAGGAUGUUGCAGAGGCCGAGAAGACGGUGCGAAGGCACGGCCAUGGGCGCAAUCGUUCUCGACUUGCGACCUGGUGGUGGCCUUGGACCCUUCAAUCUAGGAAUGCCGAUUUGUGAAGCUUUUGCUCAAAUUGAACAGCAACCCAAUAUAUAUGAUGUUGUUCAUGUGAAAUACCUAGAUGAGGAGCCUUUAAAGCUAGAUAUUGUGAUCAGCUUUCCAGACCAUGGUUUCCAUAUCCGAUUUGAUCCUUGGUCACAGAGGCUUCGGCUUAUAGAAGUUUUUGAUGUGAAAAGACUUCAACUGCGCUAUGCGACUUCGUUGAUUGGGGGUCCUACAACCCUUGCUACUUUUGUAGCAGUAUAUACUCUUUUUGGGCCAACAUUCCCUGGAAUAUAUGACAAAGAUAGGGGAAUUUACACGCUAUUCUAUCCAGGGCUAUCAUUUGCAUUUCCCAUCCCUCCUCAGUAUGCUGAUUGCUUCCAUGAUGGUGAAGCGGAGUUGCCUCUUGAGUUCUCAGAUGGAACAACUCCAGUUACUUGCCGUGUUUCUAUCUAUGAUAGUUCAAGGGAUGGUAAAGUUGGUCUGGGAUUUCUUGUGAAGAAUGCUUCCCCUCCUCCAUUACCUGUUGGAAGUCUAUACAUGGAAGAGGUGCAUGCUAAGUUGGGAGAAGAGUUGUGGUUUACUGUUGGUGGUCAGCAUAUGCCCUUUGGUGCAUCACCACAGGAUGUGUGGACUGAGUUAGGCCGCCCUUGUGGAAUACAUCAGAAGCAGGUUGAUCAGAUGGUGAUUCACUCUGCCUCAGAUCUUCGACCACGAUCAACUCUUUGCGGGGACUAUUUUUAUAAUUAUUUUACUCGUGGGCUUGACGUAUUAUUUGAUGGCCAGAGUCAUAAGAUCAAGAAGUUUGUGUUGCAUACGAACUUUCCGGGUCAUGUAGACUUUAACUCAUACAUCAAAUGCAAUUUUGUCAUCUAUGGGGCUGAUAUUGGUGGACAAUGCCUUGAAGGAGAUUUAUUAAAACAUUCCAUUACCCCUAGCACAAAGUGGGAUCAAGUAAAGGAGAUACUUGGGGAUGGGGGACGAGCAGCGAUUCAAACGCAGGGGUCUACCAGCAAUCCUUUUGGGUCGACAUUGGUAUAUGGUUACCAAAAUGUAGCAUUUGAGGUGAUGAAGAAUGGCUAUAUUGCGACUGUUACUCUCUUUCAAUCAUGAGGAGAUUGAGGGAAAUGCUUGGUUUUCUAAUGCUGCAAGAGGGCAUUCAAUGAGGUGCUCCUUCACCUUUCAGGAAACUUCAUGUACGCAUGUGGCCAUGUACAGUUGAUUUAUUGGAUAUAUAAUGAGUGAAAUUUGUAAAUAUGAUAAAAAUGUUGUUCUUUGGUGUUUAUUGAUAUUGGUUUAUUUAGUGUUUGUGUGCGCUUUUGCAUAUCCA